CCUGCCGGCUCUCCGCCCCCUUCCCGCCCGGAAACUGCGCGAUGCUCCCUGGAGCCGGGUCCCUGAUUCAGAGGUUAGGAAUUUGCAUCUGAUUGCUAUUUGUCACCGUCUGAUUUGCCUCUCCGGCCCGGGGGCGGCGGCGGCGGCGGAGGCGGGACAAGCCAGCCAAGCCAAGCCAAGCCCAGGCAGGCCGGGGAGGGCGCCUGGACGAGCCGCGCGAUCCUGAGGACGAGGGAGGCUUUGCCAGGCGGGCAGGAUCCGGCCUCUGCAGCGGGAGUGGGCGGGGAUCGGCUGCUCAGAUCGGCGGGGACGGAGGAUCACCCCCCCCCCCCCGAAGACCAGCCCUGUCAGUUUGGACAGGGCUUUUGCUGACGCCUAGAUGAAGACUUGGAAGUUGGGUGCCCGCAAACGGGAGAAAUGUGAAUGCAUGAGGGCCUGAUCGGGCUGCAGCUUCAGUUCAGUGCUGUGGAAAGCAGCGCUCUACCCUUGAGCACUGAGGGAUCUCAGCCUGGCUGCUUCUGGGAGCGAUGCCGUCAGCAGAGCCUUAAUUUUGAAGAAAUUUGACUUCAUUUGCCAUCGAAUGGCCUCCUGCCCUAGCUGAUGCGGCUGUUCCGCCUAAGGGUUAUCCUGUAAGACGUUGCUGUUCUCACUGUCCUCCCCGGCCCUGGGACAGCUGGGCCAAGGGGGGCCCCCACCAGCCUCCCCGACGGCGUUGCACCCCACUGAACACUGUCCCCCGGGGCCUCCCUCUCAAGAGACACACCCCCUAGGGCUCCCUCCCCCUUCGGAGCAUUGCUCCGCCCCUAUUGCGCCCCCUGUGCCCUCUGCCAAGGCACCACCCCCUGCUGGCAGAGCCAUGAAGCUGCAGGCAGUGAUGGAAAACCUGCAGCGCCAGCAGCGGGCACGGUUGCAGCAGGAGAUGGAAGCUCGGCAGCAGCAGCAGCAGCAGCAGCAGGACCAGACGAGGACUGCUUUUCCGGCACCGGGCCAGGGCUCCGCUCAGCCGGCCCCAGGGAGUUUGUCCUUGGCCCCCCGUGGCCCCAGUCAGGAGCCUCCACCUUUGGAGGAGGCGGGGGAGCUGGAGAGUGUUCGGAUUCAGAGGGGGUUUCAGAUGCAGCGGCGGCUCAUGGCGGCUGAUCGCAGGCCCGGCUGCUGCUUCUUCUCCAGCUGGGGUCAGUCUUCCAGUCCAGUGGCCUCAGAGGACAGCCACUCCUCGGAAGAGGAGGAAGAGGAGGAGUGUGGAGACGGAGACGAAGGUGGAGAGUACCCACGGGAAAUGGGCUCUGAGGAAGAGGAGGAGGUGAAAGGCAAGUGGGUCGAGGACGAUUUUGAGGAGGACCUAGGAGAGGAGGAGGAGGAGGAGGAAGAUUUCGAAGAGGACGAAGAUAUGGCGGAGGAAGGCCUCUGCUCCGGAGAAGCGGCCCGCUCCAGCACAGGCGCCAUGCUUCUCCGAAAACAGCCGCCGCCGCAACAAUACCGGGGGGAGGCUUCAAGGCUUGCAGGGACUCAGGAGCGGCCAGCUUCUGGGGCUGCCCACCCCGGCCAUCCGCAGCUGCAGCCCCAAGCCCCGGAUCACGGAGACUGGACUUAUGAGGAGCAGUUUAAGCAACUCUACGAACUUGAUGGGGACCCCAAGAGGAAAGAGUUCCUGGACGACCUCUUCAGCUUCAUGCAGAAGCGAGGUACCCCCGUGAACCGCAUCCCGAUCAUGGCCAAGCAAGUGCUCGACCUGUUCAUGCUCUACGUCCUGGUGACUGAGAAGGGGGGCCUGGUGGAAGUCAUCAACAAGAAGCUCUGGCGGGAGAUCACCAAGGGCCUGAGCCUGCCCACCUCCAUCACCAGCGCCGCCUUCACUCUCCGCACCCAGUAUAUGAAGUACUUGUACCCCUAUGAGUGUGAGAAGAGGGCCUUAAGCAACCCCAACGAACUGCAGGCCGCCAUCGACAGCAAUCGGCGGGAGGGACGGCGCCAGGGCUUCUGUGGCUCUAUCUUCACCUACUCUCCCAGCGGCACCCCUGGCAUGCUCUCCUCCCCCAAGCUCCCAGUCCCUGCCCUGGGAAUGGCCUCGGCCACCAACGGCAGCCCCGUCGCCCCCGUUACAAAAAUCAAGAAAGAGGAAGAUUCUUCCAUCCCAAUCACUGUGCCCGGCCGUCUGCCCGUCUCCCUCACAGGCCACCCUGUUGUGGCAGCUCAAGCCGCAGCAGUCCAAGCCGUAGCAACCCAGGCUGCAGUGGCCGCUCAGGCCGCUGCGCUGGAGCAGCUGCGGGAGAAGCUGGAGGCGGGGGAGCCCCCAGAAAAGAAGCUGGUGCUCGCAUCGGACGAGCAGCAGCGGAUGAUGCAGCGAGCGAUCCAGCAGAACCUCCUGGCGAUGACAGCCCAGUUGCCCAUGAGCAUCCGGAUCAACAGCCGAGGGACUCGCUCGCCAGAAAACCGCCAAGAUUCUGCUGUGAACCUGGCCCCCAACGGCACCAACAGCAUCAGCAUGUCCGUCGAGAUCAAUGGCAUCGUUUAUACAGGUGUGUUGUUUGCUCAGACGCCGAGCGCAGCAUCCUCUUCUGUCAGCAAAGGGAGCACCAACAGCGGGCAGAGUGCCAGUGGUGGAAGCGGAAGCGGUGGGAGCUCUGCUGGCAGCGGAGGAACGGCCCCCCCUCAGGCCAGCUUGACCGCUCCCCCAUCAUCUACCUCAACCAACUCUUCUUCUUCGCCUUAAAGCCCUGCAACUUUCAUUUCUCCAUCCCACCAAAACAUGGGCCCUGGUCAGAUGAUGUACCGCUUCUUACCUGCAGGCUACAUUUCAGGGGUUGGGGGAAAGUGGAAACCAAUUCCCUCUGCUUCCUCCUCUUGGCAUGUCCACAAGACAGAGGCAUAUUUGAAUAAGUGUCUGCAGGCCCAGACUGCGGGUUGUGCAGUUUACGUCACACAGUAUGGGCUUUCUGCACACUGAAUGUUGCAUUCUGGUCAAAUGUGCCUUCAUGAAGUGGACAUCCAGCGAUGUCAGGCAGCAAGGGAGGCUACAGUCCUGCACCCCAGUGGGGCUAUCAGUAGUGUGUAAGGGGUGCCGUCAUCUGCACAGGGCCAAAGGAAGAUCAGACUUCCUUCCUCCACAGCUGACACCAAAUACAAACCAAACUCGAUGUUUGCUUUUUGCCGGGGGGGGGGGUGGUGGUGGUGGUGGUGGUGGUGGUUAGGUUCCAAACUGGGGCUCAUGUUUCCCUCCCUUCCUACACGGAAUAUUUUUGUGAUAGAUGAAUAUAUUGAAAGAUAUGGGUGGAACGAGUUUUUACCAGGGGCGGCGGGAGGGGCAGGGGAACAACAGGGGACAGUGAGCGUGUCAUUGAAAUUCUGAGCCAGAUAGUCCCUGUGCGGUUUGAUGUGAUGCGUUGUCAAUCCACAACUCUCUUACCUCAUGCAAACCCAAGCUUUGCACAGUCUCUCUUAUUUUAAAAUAUAUUUUAAAAUAUACUAUUAUAUAUUUUUGAAUAUCUUCAGAUGGACACAAUCACUCUGCAGACUUGCGUCAUUGUUGUUUUUAAAGAAAAUGAAAUCUCCAAACUCCUUUACCAAUAGAUCAUAUAAUGUGUGUGUGUGUGUGUGUGUGUGUGUGUGUGUGUGUGUGUGUAUUAUGACACCAACAGAAAAGAAUUGGUGAGAGACAGGAAAGCAUUAUUCAUACUGAAUUCCCCCUUGCCCCCCUUAAAAAACCCUCCCUUCGAAGUAUCUAUAGAGCUUUAAAGAAUUUAUAUCUUUUUUAUUUUUUGUAAAGUUUAGUUUUGAAAGGCAAUGCAAAAAAAGAAGGAAAAAAUCAGACUCCAAAACCAACAUAUCUCUGUUUUUAGUAUUCAUUCAGGGAAGGCACUUUGAAAAGACUUUUGGUUUGCCUGGGCGGGUGUGUGUGUUUUCCCCCCCCUAUCUUCUGAUGAUGUGAUAGGACAAUAUGCUCCAUUAGCAAAUGAACUCAAGUGGUCCUAUAUGCAGUGGGCGGGGCCUGAUCAGCUGCCGAGUGGGGUCUUGCACAGCUGACUCCACAUUUGGUAGGAUGGUAUUUUUGCCCAGAGCCUCCUCGUUUUAGAAGGGGAGGAGGAUUGUAAGGGGCAGCUUGCUAGGCCUCAGAUCUCUGCUCUGCUUUUGACAUGAUCUUUGAACAAGAAGAGGAAGAAAAUAGGGGGGAUGUCUUGGGCUACUCCCUUUUGAGAGGAAUCCCCCAAGACUGCCCAGAAGGAUUUAAAGGUCAGCUGCUCACUAGAACGCGUCUUCUGUGGUGUCUCUGCCCCCUCCCUGCAGCCUUUCAAAGCCUAACUAUGAGGGGGCAAGAGUUGCUUGGUCUUUUCUGGAGGUGUGUUGGUCGCAGCGAAAGGGCUUAACUUUAUAGGCCACUUCAGUCCUCUUGACUUUCUCAGGAACAGCCUUGUAUUUGCCCUGGGGUGGCCUCGGCUGCCUUCUCCUCCUAGCUUUUGCAUCUCCUAGGUGACAAAGCCAUCAAUUCCCCGCCCCCAUCCACCCCCCUUUGGCAGUAUGUGGGACGCUCAGAAGAAGUCGUCAACUGUUAGAUAUUUUAAACCAACACAUGGAUGGACUCUAAGUAGGGUCUGAAGGAAGAGGAGCUUUUUAGCUGUUUUUUCCUCCUUAGGAAAACCAACUGGAAAAAAAUUGACAGUUGUAGCAUUUAAAUGAGCCGUGUUAGGAGCAAAUGAAAACCCAACCAGAUGAUACAAAACACAAUCACGUGUGUGUUAUUAUUUUUGCUUCUUUGGCUCAUAUUGUUUUUCCUUUUACUUGGUCCUUUCAGUUUUUCUGAGCAGGGGGGCUCACGAGCAUUGCCCCAAGGGGACAGCUACUCUGGAGCAUGUGCUUGCUUGUACACACGCCCUUCCACAGCAUGGUUUACCUCAGUAUGAUUAAAUGGCGGCGGACUCUGGUUUAACGAGAAGAGCCGCUGUGAGAGAGAACUGGGAUUGUUUUUGGAGAGAGUCACUAUUUUGGGACUCAUUCCCAAUCUUCUAAAAGCAGUCACUGUCUUUAGUUUGGAAAAGACUCUUGAGAUGAUGACCUUGGGAUCAAAGAUUUUUCUUCUGGACUUCUUCUCACUCAAGUGGCCUUUGGGACUUGUGUGGGUGCCGUUGCUGUCUCUUAGCAAUGCUGUGUGGAGAUCCACGUCUGUUUGCUCUCACCUUGCUGGUUUUCGGCAAGCAGGCAAGGUUUUGAAGCCUGUCUUGGCUGCUGAGGCUUCUCAGAUGUGGACUUGGCCAACGUGGACCCCUCUGGCAGCUGUGCAAGUUUUGUACAGCAACAAAAACAGACUGUUUUCAUUCAAAACAGAGUGUGGGGAUAAAUUGGAAGCUGAUGGCUUGGCAUUUGCAAGCGAGGUCAUGUUCAUCUUUAGGGCACACCUGUGAAGCCAGACUUAAGGUUCAACUUUGCUUCUUUUCAGUUGUGAGAAUCCUGAAAUUGCCUUCGGCAGUCAAUCCUGGUCCAUUUCUGAGUGAGGCAGACUCAUCCUUUCUUGAGAACUGGCAGGCACCCGAGGGAGUUCAGCUGUCACCAGGAGGCUCAGACGAUUACUUUGGCUGAGUUAAACUGUAGGUGGUAGGCCUAAUUGGUGGGUAUUUUCCAUCUCCAGUGACCACUCUGAGAAAGAGGCAGAGACACUGAGGGAAGAUCAGCUUGUGACAAAGGCUGGUGUGGGGGGGGAGGGGGAGAGAAUUACAACAGAAAGCAGCUUAGCCCUGAAGGAGAUAGGAAAAAGUGCUUUGGGGAGGGGGGGGGGAGGCUGAACCUGGUGGGUCUAAUCCUCUUUAGAUGUGAAAACCUGAUUGUCUCUUGCUUCCAAGAACUCAGGCUACGUCUCCAUGUUAAACUAGCAGUGUGGGAGAAAAAGAAAAAGGCAGAGUGAAGAAAGGAGACCCUCUUUGGGGUGAAGGCAGAAAGACAUCCUGUUCUCUGUGUUUCAAAGUCCACCCAUUGCUCGUAGGAGGGGCAAAGAAGUCUUUGCCAGGGUAUCUUGGAGUUUGCCUGUGGCGGGUCACAAGCAAAGGUGCCCUUCAUCAUUUCACUCUGAAGUUAUCUGGUGCCAAAAAGAAAAUCUCCUACAAGGUGCCCCUGUUUGAGCAUCACCUCACAGGAAGCCCUGAGAGAUUCUCCGGAGAUCUUGGCUGUUGGGCUUUCCAUCACUCGUCUGGUCCUUGCCGGUCUAUGAUGACAGUUGCGUUGAGGGUUUUUACAAUCUUUGGCCUGGUUCAGCUAUCCUCAGAUCUCUUGAGAGGGCUUCAUGCUGAUCUAUCCCUACAGUCUCAACCAACAUGAUUCGUUUCAUCUAAAUCUCCACAUAUUUUCUUCCCCUUUACGGGGAAGACUGAUAAGAGAGAAGUUGUCUCAAGACGAUUGUGCCAUCCUAUCCCAGCCAUGUUUCUUGGAAACGCAUCCUUCUUAUUCUGUCCUGCUCCAAGGGAACUUUUUUGGGGGGUAGAAUGGUAGUUAAUUUAUCCCGAAAUUGUAUUCUUCCAAUUGUAUUCUUCCAAAUUUGUAUUCUUCAAAAUUUAUCUGUAAUUCAGCUUGGCUGUUAGGGGGUUGUGGUUGGCCUUUUGACAGGUGUGUUUACAGAAUACCUGACCACCAAGCAAGCAGUGUGGCAGUUCCUGGGAUGAUGGUGUCAGCCCUGCCCCCCUACGCCUGCUGUUCUGGGGAGUUGAUCAUUGACCAAACCCCUCAUUUUGAACUCUACAGUGUGAUUCCUCCUUCCCAGGAUUCAACGGGGCCAGAAUGGAGGUCAUUUCAUGCUGUUCGUGUCUGAGGUGCCUUCUGUAGUUUUGUGGUGGUAAACAUGAAUUCUUAUCACAAAUGAGAUUUCACCUGCUGUAAAAUCCAAGGGUAUCAAUUUUCUCCACCAUGACGGCCAAAAAUGUUCUGUUCUCCCCUUUCUCCAGGAAAGGCCUGGAGAGAUCCAUGAUAUGUCAAAGGCUGGAUUCCAAGUUUUAAUAAGUGGGUUUUACAAUUUUAAGAAUAUUUCCAGUAUCUGCCUUAUGAAUUGAGACUUUACUUCUUCCAACAAACCAGUCCAGGAAUCCUGUUUUUUUUGGUGUGUGUGCGUGUGCUUGCGUGUUUAAAUCUUUUGUUUAUUCUCCCAUGAUCCAAAUAGAUUUUCCCACGUCUAACCGUAUAGAUCACACGUGAAGAGUGUUUGACUGCGUGGCUUUGUUCAGCGCAUUAACUAGGAAAAGGGUUAAAGAACCCCAUGUUGGUUCAGCCAUGGGUGUGAUCUAUUGACAGUUCUACCCACCCACCCACCCCUGAUCCUGCCUCUUUCAUAUUUUUCUGGUCUUCUAGAGAGGAACUCUCUGUUCCAGCUCCACCCCAGCUUUGACCGGGGAGGGAGGGAAUAUAUUUUUGGGUCUCCUGGUAAUACUGCCCCGCCCCGCCCCUGUGCCACCACAACGGAAAUCUUUCUCAACUGGUUUGAUGUGUCUGGUGUUUCUUCCCUCUCCUCUAAUAACUAAGACCCAGCCCCCUGUGUCUUGCACCUCUUGGCUUUGUUGGGAUGCCUCUUCCCCCAUGCCCCUAAAUAUGUUUCUCUGUGCCCAGAAUCCUCUUUUUAACUUCCAGACACAACUGGGUUCUUGUCCUGUUCCGUUUGGGAGACAUGUUUUAAGACCAGAGGUGUCUCUCUAGCGCAGGCUGGCCAACAUCCAACCUAGCUUCUACCUCCAGCCGCAUCCCUGGUCUUUUCCUGCCCUUCACGCCAGCCCUGGAGGGCUUCUCUCUGCCGCAUGCCAUCUGCAGUCUUGGGAGGAAUGCUAGGGAUGGCAUGGGCAUCCCUCUCCCCCUCAUACACACAAGAGGACUUUCAUUGGGACAAAUGUCUUUAACGUCCGUCUCUGUCUUUCGGGCAGGGUGUUGUUGAUCCACGCAUGUUCUGUGGCCUCUCAGAUUCCUCACUUAGGUUCUUAGCAUUAUCAAAAAAUUAGCCUCUCUGAAGAGUCCUGUUUGUUCUGACCCAAGUCAGUACUGAUGUUGAACGCCAACCCUUGGCCACUGGCAGGCCCAUUUCCUCUUGAGUACUUGCUGGCAUGUCUUCAUUCCAGAAGUGAGAGUGGCAGGGGUGGGCACCGUGGUCCUGAUUCUGCAGCCAUUUUGGAGCUGGCCUUCUGCAGUCCCAGCCUCUUUCUCAUGUGGCUCACUUCUUUUCCCUUCUCCGAUAUUUUUUUCGUGUGUGGGUGGAAAAGAGAGAUUCUAUAUCAAUAUAUAUAUAUAUAGUAUAUAUAAAAAGAGCGUGUCUGUGUCUUCUUUUUUUGAGCGUGUAAAGUGUGUGUCUAUAAGAGAUAUGGUAUAAAAGCUGGGUUUUGUUUUCCUUCUCAGUCCAAGCUUGAAUAAGAAUUGAAUUUUCACUCAGGGGAAUUGGGCCUGCUGUUUGGAUCUUGAUUGUACUUUGGAAGGGAGGG
Sphaerodactylus townsendi is the source of this 8432-nucleotide messenger RNA. It is a transcript of the gene ARID3A, whose product is annotated as AT-rich interaction domain 3A. The record is from RefSeq and is a predicted model, not a curated record. Gene Ontology annotation, biological process: regulation of transcription by RNA polymerase II. The transcript is spliced from 9 exons. Gene Ontology annotation, cellular component: nucleus. Bases 857 to 2710 code for a protein of 617 amino acids. Gene Ontology annotation, molecular function: DNA binding. NCBI's taxonomy places the organism in Eukaryota, Metazoa, Chordata, Lepidosauria, Squamata, Sphaerodactylidae.